AUGCCUGAGCAGAGUAACGACUACCAGGUGGUGGUGUUUGGAGCCGGUGGCGUGGGGAAGAGCUCGCUGGUCCUUCGGUUUGUGAAAGGCACCUUCAGAGACACCUACAUUCCCACUGUGGAGGACACGUACAGACAGGUCAUCAGCUGUGAUAAGAGCGUCUGCACGCUGCAGAUCACCGACACAACAGGAAGUCAUCAGUUUCCCGCCAUGCAGCGCCUGUCCAUUUCCAAAGGCCACGCCUUCAUCCUGGUCUACGCCAUCACCAGCCGCCAAUCACUGGAGGAGCUGAAACCGAUCUACCAGCAGGUCGUGGCCAUCAAGGGCAGCGUGGAGUCCAUCCCCAUCAUGCUGGUGGGCAACAAGAGCGAUGAGACGGCCCAGCGGGAGGUGGAGACCAAGCAGGGCGAGGCCCAGGCCGCCGCCUGGAAGUGUGCCUUCAUGGAGACGUCGGCCAAGAUGAACUCCAACGUGAAGGAGCUGUUCCAGGAGCUGCUGACGCUGGAGAAGAAGAGGGACAUGAGUCUGAGCAUCGACGGGAAACGCUCGGGGAAACAGAAGCGAGCUGACAAGCUGAAGGGGAAGUGCAGCGUCAUGUAG
Limanda limanda (common dab) is the source of this 600-nucleotide messenger RNA. RefSeq names its product DIRAS family, GTP-binding RAS-like 1a (gene diras1a). The coding region runs from base 1 to 600 and encodes 199 amino acids. The transcript has 3 exons. The record is from RefSeq and is a predicted model, not a curated record. Gene Ontology annotation, cellular component: plasma membrane. Gene Ontology annotation, molecular function: GTPase activity; GTP binding; GDP binding. Gene Ontology annotation, biological process: signal transduction. NCBI's taxonomy places the organism in Eukaryota, Metazoa, Chordata, Actinopteri, Pleuronectiformes, Pleuronectidae.